Molecule: messenger RNA, 377 nt
Organism: Corapipo altera (White-ruffed manakin)
Lineage: Eukaryota; Metazoa; Chordata; Aves; Passeriformes; Pipridae
Gene: S100A10
Product: S100 calcium binding protein A10
Exons: 2
Coding region: 140-373 (77 amino acids)
Cellular component (GO): cytoplasm
Source: RefSeq, a predicted model, not a curated record
GAGCGGGGCCGGGCUCAGCAGGAUGGGAGAUAUCCAGGAGAAUUUUUAGGUGUCCGGGUGGGAUUUUGGGAUCCCCGCGGGAAUUUUGGGGUGCCCCGCUGAGCUGUGCCCCCCUCCCCGUGCCCCCCCAGCCCCCAGGAUGCCGUCCCAGCUGGAACACGCCAUGGAGACCCUCAUGUUCACCUUCCACAAGUACGCGGGGGACAAGGAUCACCUGGGCAAGGAGGACCUCAGGGCCCUCAUGGAGAAGGAAUUCCCGGGAUUCCUGGAGAACCAGCAGGACCCCCCGGAUCUGGAGCAGAUCCUUGGGGAUGUGGGGCAGAGCUGGGAUGGGUGUGUGGGGUCCGAGAUGGGAGUGUGGGGUCCUCAGUGACCCC